AAUACUUUGUAUGCUAAACUUUGUCUCGUCUGAAAGUUACAAAAACUCUUCCAUGGUUUCAACACAAUAAUCCAGUUUCUAAUCCAGGUUUCUAGAAACUCUAUCUUUAGGGUCUCAGCACAUUUUAUUACUCGAUUUUGACAGGCCACAGGCUUAACUUCACCAACCCCAUUUUGAACUUUACUAGGAGUUAUUUGUUGGACACCCUUAAACUCUGAAGGAUAUACCAAAUUAUUUUGUUACAGCAACUAAUUAAACAAUGUUUCGCUAAAUAAAACAGGAAAAUGUUAAGUGUCCAGAGAAUGGUAUGGAAAUGGACAUCAAUGCAAGAUCCAACAAAUAAAUACGAAGAAAUAUAUCAUUGGAUAUUUUUAAUUCUUAAGUUUAUGAAACACUUGCCUGACUCAUUGUGCCUGACGUUUUUGGUAUUCCUACCAUAUUAUAUAAUCCCAAAAUCUUUUCCAGAUGUACUUUUUGCACUACUUUGACAUAAAAUCUCAUACAUGCACAUGUACCAGCACGUCACAUAAAUCUUUUGAGGAUUACCUGAGUAGAUGGGAGGUAAGAUGUUUUUCUUGCACAUUCACAAAAUAUUCCUUAGUGCUUUGGCAGGAUGUUUUCUAAAAGCAUUCAUUAAUUACUUUUUUGCAAAAAAAGUGCACUGUGCCAAAAUGAUUUUUGUAUCGAACAGACUUACUGUUAAAAAUGAUAGUGUUAAUCAUGGAGGAUCCAUGUGACACGAUGGCGCCAUUGUGCGGCGACGUCUCAGGUGUGCUCUUACCUGUGUUUUUAUGAUUGUUUGAUUGUUAUCAUUAUUUACUCACGCGCACACCGUUUAUGUUUAUGAAAAGGACACAUUACUGCACAUUCGAUCUUUUGUUAAGCCUGACCCCAAGUUUAACCUUGGAGCGGAGUUUAAUCACAUUCGUCGUCCUCUGCGCUGAGGGGACUGCAGGCUGCCGGCGGCGGCGCAGAAGGAAGCGUGGCAGGAGAGCUUAGUGUUCUCGUGCGUCUUAUGCCUAGUUCAAACAACACGAUGUUAGCCUGGUUUUUCAGUCGCCGACAGAAACGUGUGGUCGCAGGCAAAUCGGCGAUCACUUGGCGCGCGCUCAGUCGUGUCGUGUGAACGGCUGAAAGACGCUCGCCGAGUAGUCGCCGACUAAUCGCAGACGCCUGGCAAAUAUCUAGCAUGUUUAAUAUCCAGCACAGUGGGCGACUGUGCGUCAACAGCAGCGUCUAGCUACAGCCAAUGGGAACGCGUAGAGAGAAGCGCGUCACCGUUGAAGAUCUCUCUGCGCGCCAGUCGAGGAGUACACAAACAGAAUAACGGCUCUACUUGGACACAAGAAAUGGAGGAACAGUUGAUGGAGCUUUAGCAAGAGCACCAGUGCAUUUUUGACGUGUCCAGUGACCUGUACCACAACACGUGGUAUUCUAUGUGUGUAUUGCUAGUUCUCACGAGAGUUUAGUUUUCGUGUGUUCUCGUGUUUUUGGACAGCAGCCAGAUGAGUCGGCGAUUCCCCAGGGGCUGCGAAUGAAGAUGUAUCAUGUAUCUGUCACAUUAUGGGCAGUCUUAUUUGCAAUGUCAGGCGUACAUGGGGGAAAGGUAUUAGUGUUUCCUCUGGAUGGAAGCCACUGGGUAAAUAUGAAAGUCAUCAUUGAGAAACUCCACUCAAGAGGCCAUGACCUGACUGUGAUGCGAGCUUCUAACAGCUGGUAUAUUAAGGAGGAGUCUCCCUACUACACUUCAAUCACUAUUCCAAGUGAAGGCGGGUUUGAUGAGAAAUUCUUUGAUUCAUUGGUCGGACGGCUAUUGGAGAUCAGGAGAGAGGGGAGCUCUUUUUCUCGGUUUCUUCUUGAAUUAGAAAUCAUCUACAAAUUCAGUGACCUGCAUAAAGAUAUGACAAAGAUACUGACAAAAAUAUUUGAGGAUGAAGCCAUGAUGAAAUCAAUCCAGGACGCCAAGUAUGAUGUAAUCCUAGCAGAUCCUGCUGUUGGAGGUGGUGCAAUUUUAGCAUACCACUUUAAUAUUCCUCUGAUUUUCAAUGUUCGAUGGACGGUCCAUGGAGAAGGCCACUUUGCAAUAGCACCCUCUCCUCUCUCUUACGUACCUGUCCCUGGAGCAGAGCUAACAGAUAAAAUGACAUUCUUUCAAAGGGUUCAGAAUGUUUUGUUUUAUGUUUUUACCCUCUUCCAGGCGGCAGUGAUCGCAGAUCCUCACUACAAAGCCUUCUGUCAGAAGUACUUUGGGCCUGAAGUUGAUUACUUCUCCCUUUUUCAGGAUGCAGACAUCUGGCUCAUGAGAAAUGACUUCACUUUCGAGUUUCCACGACCCACAAUGCCAAACGUGGUCUACAUGGGUGGCUUCCAAUGCAAAUCCUCUAAACCACUUCCUGAUAAUCUAGAAAAAUUUGUUCUAAGUUCAGGUGAGCAUGGUGUCAUUGUCAUGUCUUUAGGGACAAUCAUAGGUCAACUUCCACAAGAUAUCACUGAAGAGAUAGCGGCUGCCUUUGCCCAACUGCCUCAAAAAGUCAUUUGGAGGUACACUGGACCUCAGCCUGCCACCCUUGGCAACAACACGUUGCUUGUGGACUGGAUGCCACAGAAUGACCUCCUUGGUCAUCCCAAGACUAAGGUGUUUGUAGCACAUGGAGGAACCAAUGGUGUUCAGGAGGCUAUUUACCAUGGAGUGCCCCUUCUAGGUCUACCUUUGCUCUUUGAUCAGCCUGAUAAUCUCUCUAGGAUGCGGAAAAGGGGAGCUGCAAAGCUUGUGGACGCUGCCACUUUGGACAAAACUGUGUUUUUGGACGCCCUGAAGGAGGUGCUGUAUAAUCCAUCUUACAGAGAGAACAUGCAGAGACUGUCUAGGUUGCAUCGAGACCAGCCCAUGAAACCUCUGGAUCGAGCAGUCUUCUGGAUUGAGUAUGUUAUGAGGCAUGGAGGUGCCCCUCAUUUGCGCACACAGUCUUUCAGAAUGUCCUGGAUGGCCUACCACUCUUUGGAUGUUAUGCUCACACUGCUGGGAGCCGUGUUCAUUAUUUCUUUGCUAACUUUUUUCUUGUUGAGGUUUCUCUGCUGUAGAUUAAGUUUUCAGAAGAAAAUCAAACGUGACUAAUAAUUGAUUGUCUGCUUUUCUUUUUUAUAUGGGAUCUUUUAUUUUUAAUGAUCCUGUGUACACAUUAUUCAGUUAUAUUAGUCAGUAUUUCCAAAAUAUACAGUUUUCUUUCCCAUUUUCUUAGGUGUGAAAUCAUUAGUCCUUAUUAGCCUACACUGAAAAAAAGAUAUCUAGGCAAGUGAAAUGAUCUUAAUUCUAUGUGGAUAUCUUUAAUAUUCUUAAUGUUGAGAUUGCUGUAAACUUAUUGCAAAAUUAUUUCUAAUAAUUUCUAAUUUCUAAUUUCUUAAUUCUAGACAUUUCUUUGUGUUUAUAGAGUAACACCACCUCACUAUAUUGGUAGAUAACUUUGCUUGUUUUUAGAAAUGUGCUUAAAACAAGCAAAAUUAUCUGCCAAUAUAGUGAGUUAAAUUUACUCAAAAUGACUUUAAAUGAUUACUCAACUUAUUUCUAGAUGUUUUUUAAUCUUAUUAUAUUCAUACAACCACCUCAAAAUGUGAAAUAACAGAUAUUGACACUUAUUUCCUUUGUUAAGAUACCAUUUUGCAAACUACACAUGUGCACCUCAUGUCCAAAAGUAUCCAGACACACCUUCUAUUUAGUGAAUAAAGCUACUUUAAGUGCUUUGCACUAAUUGCUAAAACCUU
This is a messenger RNA of Pygocentrus nattereri (red-bellied piranha), 3759 nucleotides long. Its product is annotated as UDP-glucuronosyltransferase 2A1-like. The coding region runs from base 1535 to 3115 and encodes 526 amino acids. The record is from RefSeq and is a predicted model, not a curated record. The transcript has 2 exons. Gene Ontology annotation, molecular function: UDP-glycosyltransferase activity. NCBI's taxonomy places the organism in Eukaryota, Metazoa, Chordata, Actinopteri, Characiformes, Serrasalmidae.